Messenger RNA from Trichosurus vulpecula (common brushtail), 1804 nucleotides. It is a transcript of the gene KCNMB2, whose product is annotated as potassium calcium-activated channel subfamily M regulatory beta subunit 2. Lineage: Eukaryota; Metazoa; Chordata; Mammalia; Diprotodontia; Phalangeridae. Gene Ontology annotation, molecular function: calcium-activated potassium channel activity; potassium channel regulator activity. Gene Ontology annotation, biological process: potassium ion transport; detection of calcium ion. Gene Ontology annotation, cellular component: voltage-gated potassium channel complex; membrane. The record is from RefSeq and is a predicted model, not a curated record.
UCCACGCAGCUCCCAAGAACUCAUUCCAGGCAUGGCUGUCUAAGGGCGCCCGUCUCUCCUGUUGUCCUUCCAAACUCUUUCAGGCAUUUUGAUCCCCGGGGUGUUGCAGCCCCCGAGGUCCCAGGGGUUGUGCCAUGCAAGGUCCAGACUGCCUGGCCGCUAUGUCAGCGUGGAGCAGCCGCGGAGGGCGGCCUGGAGGGUUCCCCAGGGUCGCUGCUUAUUAACCAUUCCGCGUGGCUUCCUCCGGAGGAAGAUGUGACAGCUCGCCCGAGGUCCUCGCGCCAUUACUCACAGACUUCCACCAUAAGGAAAGGGUCUUCUGGACAAACACCCUCUAAGAUGUUUAUAUGGACCAGUGGCCGGACCUCCUCAUCUUAUAGGCAUGAUGAAAAAAGAAAUAUUUACCAAAAAAUCAGGGACCACGACCUUCUGGACAAGAGGAAAACAGUCACUGCUCUGAAAGCUGGAGAGGACCGGGCCAUUCUCCUGGGACUGGCCAUGAUGGUCUGUGCCAUCAUGAUGUACUUUCUGCUAGGAAUCACGCUCCUCCGUUCAUACAUGCAAAGUGUUCUUACAUACCCAAGUGUGGCAAGAACUUCGAAGAGUCCCUGUCCAUGGUGAAUGUGGUGAUGGAGAAUUUCAGGAAGUACCAACGCUUCUCCUGCUUCUCCGACCCAUCUGGCAUCCAAAAGAACGUCAUCUUAACCAAACUCUACAGCUCCAACGUGCUGUUCCACUCUCUUUUCUGGCCCACGUGCAUGAUGAGUGGGGGCGUGGCCAUUGUUGCCAUGGUGAAACUCACGCAGUACCUCUCCUUGCUUUGCGAGCGCAUCCAGCGAAUCAACAGAUAGAAGCCAGGCCAGCCGGGACGAGAUUUUUCGUGCAAAUACUGGUUUCUCUCAUUCUUCACCAAAGAACCUUAAGUUUGUAACGUGUCGUCUAUUAUGAGUUCCUUAAUUGAUUCCGAUGCAUAGAGCAAUAACGCAGCUGCUGUUUGAUAUGCAAACGUGAUGUUUCUAUUCUGUAGAAGAUGGGGUGGAGGAUCCCCACAGUUUGGUGUUGGUUGUUUUCAUAUUCUUGGUUCGUUUGUUUGUUCGUUUGUUUGGUUUCCUGGUGACACUAGGACUUCCUUCUCCCCUUCCACCGAGAUAUGAUGCAGUGAAUCGUUUGUCAAGCUUUGUCAAUGAACGUGGUGUGGCGUAUUCUGUGUUCGGAGUCAUCAUCUCUCUCAGAGACAUCUCUGCAAUGUAUUUUCUCAUUCAUUGUUUACCAAAGCUGCAGCCAAAAACAAAAAAAAAUUCCUUUUCUUUUUCUCCAAACCGAAUCCUCUGGCAAGAGAUGGGACCAGGAUACCUUCGGCAAGGGUAUUCACCAUUUUCCUUGUACUGCUACCAUAUCACUGUAAAGAUGAAAUAAAAAUGGUCACCUAUUUUUUUUAUUAUUUUUUACUCACAACAACGUUAGCUUUUUAACAGGAUUGAAAAUGGAAGAAGCUCUGUUCUCACUAGUCAUAUUAUUGUAACCACUACCUGUCUUUUAGGCAGAAAAAGUAUAGCUUUGAUCCCAAUCUUAGGCCUGCUAAGAGGGGAGGGGAUGAUACCCACAAAAGGCUGCCUGUCCUAAGAUUUGAGAGAAUGGUGACAGCCACCCAUAGUCCCAUAAGGCCUGACUUAAGUACAUCCAUAUUGGUACUGGAAGUCUCCCUUCCUAUUAAUUGUCAACAUCUCUCAAUGGAGUGUUCCACAGCAUACAGGGGUGGGGAACCUGCAGCCUGAUGCUACAUGUGGCCCACUAGAUCCCCAAG